AUGUCAGAGAGGGAUCCGGAAACCGGCGGAGAAGUUGAGCCGACGAUUGCACAGGAUAUCGUCGUAACAAAGUACACAUCUGCUUCCGAAAUCGUCAACGGUGUCUUGGUGGAGUUGGUAGCUAAAUGUGUCGAUGGCCAGUCAGUCAAGGAACUUUGCGAGUUCGGUGAUCAAGAGUUAGAAGUCCGGACAUCAAAGAUUUUCAAGAAGAAGGAUAUAAAGAAGGGCAUCGCUUUUCCCACUUGCAUUUCGGUGAACAACUGCGUCUGCCACUUUUCACCUUUGCGUUCCGAAGCAGACGUGAUUCUGACAGUCGGCGAUGUGGUCAAGAUUGACUGUGGCGCACACAUAGAU
This is a messenger RNA of Soboliphyme baturini, 354 nucleotides long. Lineage: Eukaryota; Metazoa; Nematoda; Enoplea; Dioctophymatida; Soboliphymatidae. The record is from the annotation of a GenBank genome assembly.